AUGACAACUGAUGGAGCUCCUGCAAUGACAGGUAUUCAUAAUGGUUUUAUUGCUCUUUGUCACAAAGACGAAGAUUUUCCAGACUUCAUUAGCUACCACUGCAUAAUUCAUCAACAAGUACUGGCUAGUAAGAGAUUAAACACGAAACAUGUGAUGGAUAUUUCUUUUAAGAUUGUAAAUUCCAUAAAGGGAAAAUCCCUCCAAAGGCGGCUCUUUAAACAGCAAUUAGAUGAGAAGGAACCAGAAUUGGCAAUGCACACUGAUGUGAGGUGGUUGAGUCGAGGCAAGUUUUUGCAAAGAUUUCGAGAUCUAUUGGAAGAAAUAAUAAAAUUUCUUGAUGAAAGGGGUGAUGAUUAUCAGCAAUUGCGUGAUUUAGACUGGCAAUGUGAUUUAGCUUUUUUGGCAGAUUUUACUGGAAAACUGAGUACAUUAAAUCUGAAUCUACAAGGCAAGAAUAAAACAUUAACAGAAAUGAGUAGUUCCAUUGCAGCGUUUCAAUGUCAAACAGCGUCUAUGAUAUUUGACAUAGAGAAGAAAAAAAUUGAACAAUUUGUUAACAUCAAGGAUCAUAUGGAAAAACAUCCUAACUACAAUUUCAUUUCCAAGAAAUAUACGACAGAAAUUAGGGCAGUGGUAGCAGACUUCGAAAUUCGUUUUGGUGAUUUCAGAAAAAUUGAGAACUUGGUUCAAUUCAUCAGUUAUCCGUUCAAUGAUUCCAUUGAUCAUAGUGAUAUCUAUGAAUUGGCUACAAAAUUUGCAGAUACAUUUCAAAUGGAGCACAUGAUGUUACAAAACGAAAUUAUUACUCUGCGCUGCGACAUAUUUCUUAAAGCAAGGUCAUCCUCAGGUCAAGAUUUCUGGGCAUUGGUUUCCAAAGAAAAAUAUCCAAAUUUGAAGAAUUGUGUUGAACAACUUCAUUCGUGUUUUGGUUCAACAUAUUUAUGUUAA
Messenger RNA from Parnassius mnemosyne (clouded apollo), 948 nucleotides. The record is from the annotation of a GenBank genome assembly. NCBI's taxonomy places the organism in Eukaryota, Metazoa, Arthropoda, Insecta, Lepidoptera, Papilionidae.